AGUUAUCGAUUUCGUUUGAAUCUGAGAUCGUUGCUAAUGUGGAAGUUGUUUUGAUAUAGUCGUACCAUUCUACCAUUGUGAAUCGUUUUUAUAAGUACUAUUGUAAGAUGUUCGUGUUAGGAAUUCUUUUUUUUAUGAUUGUGCCCAUUUUGGGAAAAGAUGAUGACAAAUCCCUGACAAUGCACGUAAGGAACGCCAUAAAUACCAUCAGUAAAGCGGGAUUUAUAUGCGCUUGCGCAAAAAUGCGCGAAGACAAUAAUCGGUAUUAUGUUCGUGCUACUAAAUUCUACAAAGAUAACCACAAUGGUGAAGAGAGUAAAGUAUGCGUAGAAACUUGGCAUUACUACAUCUUGAAUAGUAAGGAUGAAAUUUGUGUCAAAGUGAGAGAGUUUUAUAAGAACGAGCAUGAUGAACAGAACCAUUAUCUGCGAUUAUCAAAGGCGCUUUGCCGUUCUUACGUCAAAUGUUCCGCGCACCUUCAUUGCGACAAAAACACCGUAAAAGUGAUAGAAAAAAUCACGACUACGACUGCUGGUAUCCGAGAAGUAUUAAGAUUUGAACAGGAUAACUAUCUGUUAACGUCUUCGGAACUUUCUUACAUCAACUUGUUUUUAUUGUUGCUUAAAGAGAAGCCCUAUCGAUUUAAAACAUUUCGUAGAGAAGGUCAUGAGUAUGCUAUACCGCAAAUAGGAAAUGUUGCGACACUCGUGGAGUCCCUAAAGAGAUAUCGAUGUGAGACUUAGGGAAGUGAAAUUCGCUUACUACUAACCAUUGCAUGUAAGAGUGUGUUUUCAAAGUGUGUGAAAAGGUAUACCAAUACCAAUUACAAAGUGGGUGUAAAUAUUUUCCCAUGUGGUACUUUUUGAAAUUUUGAUAAAAUGUUAGUGUGUUUGUGUUUGUUUUUUAAAUUACGUACUUGUGCAGAUAUUUUUAAAAUGUUAAUUUUGUAAUAUAAAUGUUCAUUUUUCUUUUAA
Molecule: messenger RNA, 974 nt
Organism: Planococcus citri (citrus mealybug)
Lineage: Eukaryota; Metazoa; Arthropoda; Insecta; Hemiptera; Pseudococcidae
Exons: 3
Coding region: 108-743 (211 amino acids)
Source: RefSeq, a predicted model, not a curated record